AUGUCAAAUUGGUGCAAAAGUUCCCCAUGUGUCAAUGGUAGAUGCGAAAACAUAAAAAACGGAUACAUAUGUAAAUGCCAAAAAGAGUUCACAGGACGAAUAUGUGAAAAACAUCGUUGUAAUGGUUUUCCAAGCUGGACACUGUAUGGGAACAGCUGCUUUAACUGUAGAGGAGAUAAAAGAACUUGGCAAAAUGCCAGAGCAGACUGUCAUCUAGAAGGGGCGGAUCUUGUGUCUAUUACAAAUGCGGGCAUUCAGGGCUUCGUGCAAAAUUUUUGCUCAUUUCAACAAAGCUGGAUCGGGUUUAACGAUAUACAGAGAGAGAAUAAUUUCAUAUGGCUUGAUGGUUCUAAGUUGGGCAGCUUUACGAACUGGAACCCUGGUGAACCCAACGAUAUGAAUGGGGAAGAUUGCACCAUCAUGUUUGGUACCAAUGGUCUAUGGAAUGAUAUGGACUGUUCAGCAAACUUGACAUACAUGUGCCAGAAAAGUGCCGACCUUGAUGACUGUCUGUCUUCACCUUGUAAAAAUGGUACCUGUGUUGAUCUUUUCGGAACCUACCAAUGUAUUUGUCAACCCGACUUCACAGGGAACAAUUGUGAUAUAGAUAUAAAUGAAUGCCAAAGCUCCCCAUGUCUCCAUGGCAACUGUACAGACCAUGUAAACAAAUAUGAAUGCAGUUGUUACCCUGGAUACACUGGAACUAAUUGUGCAACAGAUAUUGAUGAAUGUUCAAGCUCCCCAUGCCUUCACGGUUCUUGCAUCGACCAGGUUAAUGCGUAUAGUUGCAUAUGUCAACAGGUUUACACUGGAACCAACUGUCAGAUAGAUGUCAACGAAUGCAUCAGUUCUCCGUGUUCUCAUGGCCAGUGUGUGGAUAAAAUUAACUCCUUCACAUGUGACUGCUGGUUUGGAUAUGAAGGGACGAUUUGUGAAGAAUAUACUGACGAAUGUUUGUCUUCACCAUGUGGAAAUGGUACCUGUGUUGAUCUUUUCGGAACUUACAAAUGCAUUUGCGAAGCUGAGUUCACAGGAAACAACUGUGAUAAAGACAUGAAUGAGUGUCGGAGUUCUCCCUGUGUUCAUGGAUCUUGUGUAAACCUUAUCAACGGAUUUGAGUGCCAUUGCCAACCAGGAUUUACUGGCAAAAGAUGUGAACACGAUAUAGAUGAAUGUUCAAGUUCCCCUUGCCUCCAAGGCACUUGUAUUGACCUAGUCAAUGCCUAUAAGUGUGUAUGUCGACAAGGUUACAGUGGAACAAACUGUGAGAAAGGUAGGCUUCAAAUGAUCCGAUUUACCAAACAGUUUAGUUUUUCACAAAACAUUUCUUUUUCAGAUAUAGAUGAAUGUUCAAGUUCCCCUUGCCUCCAAGGCACUUGUAUUGACCUAGCCAAUGCCUAUAAGUGUGUAUGUCGACAAGGUUACAGUGGAACAAACUGUGAGAUAGGUAGACUUCAAAUGAUCCGAUAAACCACGCAAUGUUUCUCUAUUGCCAACAAGUUUAGAUUAAGAACCCUAU
Saccostrea cuccullata (small rock oyster) is the source of this 1519-nucleotide messenger RNA. Its product is annotated as fibropellin-1-like. The transcript has 12 exons. The coding region runs from base 1 to 1470 and encodes 489 amino acids. The record is from RefSeq and is a predicted model, not a curated record. Lineage: Eukaryota; Metazoa; Mollusca; Bivalvia; Ostreida; Ostreidae. Gene Ontology annotation, molecular function: calcium ion binding.